Terrapene triunguis (Three-toed box turtle) is the source of this 825-nucleotide messenger RNA. Its product is annotated as lysyl oxidase homolog 4-like. Gene Ontology annotation, molecular function: protein-lysine 6-oxidase activity. Gene Ontology annotation, biological process: peptidyl-lysine oxidation. The record is from RefSeq and is a predicted model, not a curated record. Lineage: Eukaryota; Metazoa; Chordata; Testudines; Emydidae. Gene Ontology annotation, cellular component: membrane. The transcript has 5 exons. The annotation marks the transcript as partial.
GCCCCGUCUGGCUGGAUAACCUGCGCUGCGCUGGCACCGAGCGCUCCCUGGCCGAGUGCCACUCCAACGGCUGGGGCGUGAGUGACUGCCACCACGGAGAGGACGCCGGCGUCGUGUGCUCGGCCCGGCACCCGCCCGGCCCUCGUGCCCCGGGCCCAGCCCCCGGCCUGCAGGGAAGGAAGCUGGAAGAGGUGCGGCUCAAGCCAGUCCUGGCCUGGGCGAAGCUGAGCGUGCCCGUCAGCGAGGGCGUGGUGGAGGUGAAGCACGAGGGGCGCUGGAGGCAGGUGUGCGACGCCGGCUGGACCAGGAACAACAGCCGCGUGGUGUGCGGGAUGCUGGGGUUCCCCCGGGAGAAGCGGCUCAACACCGGCUUCUACAGGAAGCUCUGGAACCUGAAGUUGAAGGAUCCCAAGUCCAGCCUGCGGAGCCUGAGCCAGAAGAACGCGUUCUGGAUCCACCGGGUCGGCUGCCUGGGCACGGAGCCCCACCUGUCCCACUGCCCGGUGCAGGUGUCCCCUGCCGCCCGGCGCCAGCCCGCCUGUGCCCACGGCAUGCACGCCGUCGUCAGCUGCGUCCCGGGCGCCGAGUUCCAGACAGCCAAGCCCAAGCCCAAGCCGUUCCGCAAGGGCCUGCGGGCAGAGGGGCCCCGGGUGCGUCUCCGGGCUGGCGCCCAGGUGGGCGAGGGCCGGGUGGAGGUGCUGCAGCACGGCCAGUGGGGCACCGUGUGCGACGAGAAGUGGGACCUGCUCGCAGCCAGCGUGGUGUGUCGGCAGCUGGGCUACGGGACGGCCAGGCAGGCCCUGGCGGGGGCCCAGCUGGGCCAGG